GCUUUCGUGAGGUUCGCGUUUGAUACAGCUUUAUGCAGAACAACGUUCAUACGUUUCAUAAUUAUAUCGGGGUAUACAAAUGAUCUUUUGAACGCAAAAGAAUCAUGAACGAAUAGCGGAGCUGCACUUCUGCACACCUUUGAGCAGCAGUAUGAUGCAGGCAGGAGUCUGUCUGAGACAGGACACUGAGACAACACUACCAGAGCUCACUGAGCAGCACAGGAUCAGACUGAAAGAAGAGGAACUCAGUGGACUGGAGUCAGAGACAGAGUGUGCUGCACCAGGACUCAACACACUGGAGCCAGAGUGUGUUACUGCACACAGCGGGGUCAGUGAUGGACACCACACACACACAUCAGUGAUAAAAACAGAAACUGAUCUGGGCUCCACCCACACUGGGGAUCUUAUUAAGACAGAGAGCCAAGACUUUACAGAGCUGGGAUAUGUGACCCAUCUGCAUCCUGACCAAAUCAAAACUGAGGCUGAUGAUGGAGGAUUUGUUAAGACGGAAGACAUCAGUGACCUGCAGGAUAUUAUAUGUGUUCAUAUUAAAUCUGAUCAAUUGAAGUGUGAAUCCAGUGAAAGUUUAGGGAGUGAUCUCCUGAACCCUGUGAUGGCUGGAGCCUCUGGUCAGACUGAACCCUGGCAAGAUGAAGGAGCAUCCAAUCUGCUGAAGCUGGGACAGUGUUUCAGUAAACAUAGUCAAUUAACUAGCCUCUACACAAUUCAUACAGUUGAAAAGCCUUACCAGUGUGGGAAGUGUUUUAAGAAAGAAUGUGCUUUCAGUAACCACUUGACAGUACAUACACAUGAAAAGAACUACAAGUGUACCGAGUGUGGGAAAUCUUGUUUAUGUAAAUCCUAUAUUAAUAGCCACCAUAAAUAUCACACCGGUGAAAAGCCAUACAAAUGUACACAGUGUGGGAAGUGCUUUUCCCAAGUGUGCAUUUUAAAUCGGCAUCAGAAUAUUCACACAGGAGAAAAGCCAUACAAGUGUACACAGUGUGGGAAAUGCUUUUUAAUAAAAUCUAAAUUAAAGAGCCACCAGAGAAUUCAUACAGGUGAAAAACCAUACAAAUGUUCUCAGUGUGGGAAGUGUUUCAUCCAGUUAAGUGAUUUGAAUCGCCACUGCAGAAUUCAUACACGUGAAAAACCUCACAAAUGUCCUCAAUGUGGAAAGUGCUUUUCCGAAGUAUGUGAUUUAAAUAGCCACAAGAGAAUUCAUUCAAGUGAAAAGCCUUUCAAGUGUGCACAAUGUGCAAAGUCUUAUUUAACAAAAUCUAACUUAACUGUCCACCAGAGAAUUCAUACAAGUGAAAAGCCCUAUAAAUGUUCACAGUGUGGUAAGUGUUUUUUUCAAGUUUGUCAUUUAAAUCGCCACCGGAGAAUUCAUACAGGUGAGAAGCCAUACAAGUGUACACAGUGCGAGAAGUGCUUUUUAGAAAAAUCCAAUUUAAAUAGCCACCAAAAAAUUCAUUCAGGUGAGAAACCCUACAAGUGCACACACUGUGGGAAAUGCUUUUUCAAAGCAAGUCAUUUAAUCCGCCACCAGAGAAUUCAUACAGGUGAAAAGCCCUUCAAGUGUCCUAAGUGUGGGAAGUGCUUUUUAACAAAGUCUAAUCUGAAUAGACACCAAAAAAUUCAUUCAGAUGAAAAGCCGUACACCUGUACUCGGUGUGAGAAGUGUUUUAAUACCAAAUCUGCUUUAAAUAACCACCUGAGAAUUCAUACAGGUGAAAAGCCCUAUGAAUGUACUCAGUGUGGGAAGUGCUUUUCUGCAAUAUCUCUUUUAAAUCGACACCAGAGAGUUCAUACAGGUGAAAAGCCCUAUAAAUGUACUCAGUGUGGGAAGUGCUUUUCUGCAAUAUCUCUUUUAAAUCGACACCAGAGAGUUCAUACAGGUGAAAAGCCCUACAAAUGUAUUCAAUGUGGGAAGUGUUUUUCCCAAAAGGGUUCUUUAAAUUACCAUCAGAGAAUUCAUACAGGCGAAAGGUCCUACAAAUGUACUCUGUGUGGGAAGUGUUUUUCCAGAAAAAGUGUGUUAAAUCGCCACCAGAGAAUUCAUACAGGUGUAAAGCCAUACAAAUGUUUUCAAUGUGGGAAAUGUUUUUCCCGAAAAGGCUCUUUAACUUGCCAUCAGAAAACUCAUGCAAGUGAAAAGCCCUACAAAUGUAUUCAGUGUGGGGCGUGUUUUUCCCAUAAAGGCUCUUUAAAUUGCCAUCAAACAUUUCAUACAGGUGAAAAGCCCUUCAUAUGUACUCAGUGUGGGCUGUGUUUUUCCCAAAAGGGCUAUUUAACCUGCCAUCAGAAAAUGCAUACAGGUGAAAAGCCUUACAAAUGUACUCAGUGUGGGAAGGGCUUUUCCACAAUAUCUAAUUUAAAUAGCCACCAGAGAAUUCAUACAGGUGAAAAGCCCUACAAAUGUACUCAGUGUGGGGCGUGUUUUUCCCAUAAAGGCUCUUUAAAUUGCCAUCAAACAUUUCAUACAGGUGAAAAGCCCUUCAUAUGUACUCAGUGUGGGAAGGGUUUUUCCACAAUAUCUGGUUUAAAUCGCCACGGGAUAAUUCAUACAGGUGAAAAACCCUACAAAUGUUCUCUGUGUGGUAAGUGUUUUUCCAGAAAAAGUGUGUUAAAUCGCCACCAGAUGAGUCAUACAGGUGUAAAGCCAUACAAAUGUUUUCAGUGUGGGAAGUGUUUUUCGCAAAAGGGUUCUUUAAAUUGCCAUCAGAAAAUUCAUACAGGUGAAAUGUCCUACAAAUGUACUCCGUGUGGGAAGUGCUUUUCCUCAUUAUCUAAAUUAAAUAGCCACCAGAGAAUUCAUACAGGUGAAAAGCCAUACAAAUGUAUUCAGUGUGGGGCCUGUUUUUCCCAAAAGGGCUCUUUAAAUUGCCAUCAGAAAAUUCAUGCAGGUGAAAAGCCCUACAAAUGUUCUCUGUGUGGGAAGGGUUUUUCCAGAAAAAGUGGGUUAUAUCUCCACCAGAUGAGUCAUACAGGUGUAAAGCCAUACAAAUGUUUUCAAUGUGGGAAGUGUUUUUCGCAAAAGGGUUCUUUAAAUUGGCAUCAGAAAAUGCAUACAGGUGUAAAGCCGUAAUGAUCUCUGUGUAGGAAGUGCUUUCACAGAAUAUCUAAAUACCCAAUCGAGUAUUCAUCAUGGUGUAAAGCCCUACAAAUUCUACAAAUUUCUACUAUACAUCAGUUAAAUAUCCACCAAAUAAUUCAUGCAGAUGAAAAGUCCUACAAAUGUACUGAAUUGUGGAAAGUGUUUUUCCAGAAUGUAUAACCUUAACAUCCCCUAGAGUACUCAUACUGGUGUAAAGCCGUAUGAAUGUAUUUAUGAACGUUUUUUCUUUUUUUCUUCCCCCAAAAAUGUUUUUUAAAUAGCUACCAGUGAAUAAAUUUGGUUGGCCCCAGCAUUACUGGCAAUGCUCAAAAAAUGUUUGCCCAGAAAAAAAUGUAAUUAUUGAGAAUGGAAUGCCUAAGUGAAAAAUACUGUGCUGUAAUGUUUCAAUGGAACCAUCCAAAAUUAAUGAUUAAUGUUUUUAAUAAAUAUUCAUUUAAUAAAAAAUACAUUUCAUCCAAA
Messenger RNA from Conger conger (European conger), 3580 nucleotides. Its product is annotated as zinc finger protein 493-like. The record is from RefSeq and is a predicted model, not a curated record. NCBI's taxonomy places the organism in Eukaryota, Metazoa, Chordata, Actinopteri, Anguilliformes, Congridae. The coding region runs from base 152 to 3091 and encodes 979 amino acids. The transcript has 3 exons.